CCCCAACAGCAUCACUGACUGUGUGCACUUAAACAGCUGUGCUUCAGUUGUCUCUACUCUAUAACACGAGACCAGCAUCACACCAUGUUUGUUCUGGGUCUGCUCACCUGUAUUGCCCUGAGAGCAUUCAGUGCUCAGGCAGAAGUGGUCGAUAGCUUUAAAAAGUGUAAAGAGUUUUUCUACAAAGAUACAGAACCAGGAGGAAUGAGUCAGAAUGCCAGGAAAAUCUGUCAGAAGUAUGAAGAAGGAGGCUCUUAUUACGCUACGCUGUACUACUCAGUUCCUCACAGGAUUCCUCUCUACAGCGCCUACACGUUUGACCCUAAAUGCUUCAGCAGUGAAAGGUCAAACAACUGGCAUGUUGAGCCACAGAUUUCCGAUCCUCAAUCCAAAAUUAAACAUAUGGUCCUUGAGAAAGACUUGAGCGACUAUCGUCUUAAGGAAGACGUUAUUAAAAAAAAUCAAGCCAUGAGCAGCGACUACAGUGACACUGGAUAUGAUCGUGGACACCUGAACCCCAACAGCUUCAAUUGCUAUGAAGGCCGUACGGCAACGUAUACACUGACCAAUGCAGUACCUAUGGACGCGUGUUUCAACCAAAUCCACUGGAAGAACUGGGAAAUGAAUUUGAGAAAGUUUUUGAAACAACAGUUUGAAAGUGAUCAUGAUGAUCAAGAGUCUACAGACACAACAAUCUACAUUGUUACAGGUACGGUACCUGCUGAGAAUCAACGGAUACCACAAAAGGAGCAAAGGGUGACGGUGCCCUCUCACAUCUGGACGGCUGUCUGUUAUAAACACAGUGAAGACGGAAAGUCUUUCUCCUUCAGCUUUAUGGGGGAAAACCGGCCAGCAGAGCCUGACAUAAGCAUCAUGUCCGUCUCAAACCUGAACGAUCGGCUCAGUGAACUCUACAGUGAGCUCUUUAAAACUCCUCAGUCAGUUAAGAUUUUUUUGGAUGAUUGUUUUGAAGACAAUAAUAAAUUAAACAAGGUUCAGACGGCGUUUAAGAAAUUAACUGAUCUACCAAGGAAUAAAGGAGUCGAAGUAACUUCAGAUGCGCUGAACACACUUACUACGCUGAAAAGGACCAUCGGCAGUGACCGCCUAUCCUCUACAAGCAAUCUUAAGGUGAAGAAGGUGGAAGGAGAAUUAGUCUUUGACAGCAUAAACACUUAUUCAACUAUGGCAGAGGAAAUGAAGAGUCUAGAUGGAAGUGCUUGUCUUAUAACUAACCCCAAACCACUGAGUAAACGUGGUGAGCUCAGGAAAAGGGAGGUAUCGGAAGGGUCAGAUGCGGUUGAAUGCCUGUUGGUCCCAGAGAAGCAGAAGACUGCAGCUGAUGGAUCGCAGUGCUUGAGCGUCUCAGAGUCUAGUGACGGCUGUGUGUGCAACCUAGCAGAUAAAACCAAGCCCUGCUGCUCCUCUCCCUGCCUCUACCAGAACAAACUCAAGGGCUACAAGUGCAACUCAGGCCAAACGCUGAUAGAGUGCUCACCGCGGUACUCACUCGUCACUGCUUAUGGAAAGAGGUGCAGGGAUGAUCACCCCUGCGCCACAUAUGGUGAAGCCUACUACUGGUGUAACACCGUCUCUGGCAGCUGGGAUUACUGCAGUCCUCCGCUCUGGAGAAGUAAAGCUAUAAACGGGAAGCCCUGCAUCAGCAACCAUGCCUGUGCCAAAUAUGGUUCAGAAAAGCCGUGGUGCUACACGGAUGACCAAGGCAGUUAUGACAAGUGCUGUACUUUUGACGACUGCUUCUCUGCUGAGAACGGCCAAACCUGCAGGUCUGAUCACCCCUGUGGCAAACAUGGUAAACAAUACCUGUGGUGCUACACGGAUAAUAAAGGCAACUGGGAUUAUUGUUGCACAGAUUGUAGUCAGUAAAACAUUCUUGUUUAUUAUGUUUAUUACAAUUAAUACUAGAGGAUGGCUUUGCAAAGUUGAUUGUUAUUGCACUUGGGGCACUUAUUAACCUACAAAAUUAAUUCUCUCAUAUGUGCUUCUGAAAUUAACAGCAGUUUAAAAUGUUUGUUUUUUUCUUGAU
Messenger RNA from Pimephales promelas (fathead minnow), 2047 nucleotides. The record is from RefSeq and is a predicted model, not a curated record. NCBI's taxonomy places the organism in Eukaryota, Metazoa, Chordata, Actinopteri, Cypriniformes, Leuciscidae.